Messenger RNA from Effrenium voratum, 255 nucleotides. The record is from the annotation of a GenBank genome assembly. NCBI's taxonomy places the organism in Eukaryota, Dinophyceae, Suessiales, Symbiodiniaceae.
AUGGGAGAGGCGGAGGCGGAAAGUUCGGCCGCGGCGCUGCAGGAGAUCAGCUCGGCGGCUUUGUCGGUGGCAGAGGUCAUGCGGGACCUGCUCUGCAUCGCAGAUGGCAUCGGCGACACCACGCCAAAGCCUCGGUCCGUCGGAGAGCUUUUCGUCCGCGGACGCGCGGGUUUCGCGCGGGUUUCGCGCGGACGGGCGGCGAAACCAGCGGACGAGCGCCGCCGAAACCGGGCGAGCGGGCACUUGCCAGCGUAA